AUGACUCGCAUUCAAACUGGAGGCCCCGAUGGGGACUUGGGUUCCAACGCUUUGCUGCAGACGAAGUCGAAAACCCUCGCGGUGGUUGACGGGGCCGGAGUGGUUUACGACCCCGAGGGACUGAACGCCGAAGAGCUGCGGCGAUUAGCGCGUUUGCGAUUUAAAGGAGAAAAGACUUCUUCAAUGCUUUUCGACUCUUCUCUUUUGUCUCCAAAAGGAUUCAAAGUUCCCCAAGACGCAAGAGAUAUCACGCUGCCGGACGGGACCUACGUGGCGAGCGGGAUAGAGUUUCGGAACAACUUCCACCUGUCCAAGUUCGCAGUCUGCGACCUGUUCAACCCCUGCGGGGGCCGCCCAGCCUCGGUGAACCCGCGCAACGUCGAGCAGCUCUUCGAGCAGCAAACGGGCCUCCCCAAGUUCAAGUUCAUCGUCGAAGGCGCCAACGUCUUCAUCACCGACGAGGCCCGUCGGGAGCUGGAGAACCGAGGCGUCAUUCUCUUCAAAGAUGGAAAGUCGCCCUUGCUUCUUUUGCUUUUUCGCCUUUUUUCCAUCUUUUUGGCUUUUUUGGUCUUUUUUGGUCUUUUGGGGUCUUUUUUUGGUCUUUUGGGGUUUUUUUUAGUCUUUUUGGCUUCGACGAACAAAGGCGGAGUCACCAGCAGCAGCAUGGAGGUCUUGGCCGCGCUGUCGCUGACUGAGGAAGAGUUCGACCGGCAUAUGCGGGUCAAGGAUCCAAAUAAUCCGCCAAAGUUCUACAAAGAUUACGUCGAAGCCAUUUUGCAAAGAAUUCAAGAAAACGCAAGACUUGAAUUCGAAGCCAUUUGGAAUGAAGCGGAAAGAACAGGGAUGCACAAGUGCGACUUGACGGACAUUUUGUCUCAAAAAAUAAAUCAACUAAAAACAGAUAUGGCGGGCUCCAGUGCUCUUUGGAAAGAUGAAGCACUUGUGAAUUUCGUUUUGACGAAAUCCAUUCCGGAUGUUUUGGUGCCGGGGCUCAUCAGCGUGGAGACAUUUCGCCAGAGGGUGCCCGAGACUUACCAGCGGGCGAUAUUCACCACUUUUUUGGCUUCGCGUUUUCUUUACAAACAGCCCUUCACAGCAGAGGCUUCGGCCUUUGCCUUUAUUGCUUAUCUCGACGAAAUAAGAUCGCAAAUGGCAGCAGCAGCAGCAGCAGCAGCGCCCGCAGAAGAAGCAGCAGCAAAAUGA
Molecule: messenger RNA, 1203 nt
Organism: Eimeria tenella
Lineage: Eukaryota; Apicomplexa; Conoidasida; Eucoccidiorida; Eimeriidae
Product: NAD-specific glutamate dehydrogenase, putative
Exons: 8
Coding region: 1-1203 (400 amino acids)
Biological process (GO): L-glutamate catabolic process
Cellular component (GO): mitochondrion
Molecular function (GO): L-glutamate dehydrogenase (NAD+) activity
Source: RefSeq, a predicted model, not a curated record